UGUUACUAUAUGCAUGAAGAUGUGCUUUAUGGCAUUAUGAAUUACGUUACUGUAAUUUUCUUAGAGGUCAAUAUCAUAUUUUAAAUCACAAAGAUAGGAGCUCGCUCGCAUGGCUGUUGGUGAAAGUGGCAAACACGAGCACUCAGGCAGCGGCGCGAGACGGGCGCGGGCGGGUGUGCUGGUCGGGGUCCGACCGACGUGGCGGAAGAAACCGACUUUAUUGCGCGCCGGCUGUGCAUGUUUUGCUGUCGUUAGUCGCGUAUAAUGUAUCGCGAAAAUACAUUAUAUUUUUGUAAAGUGAGACCGUGUUUGUAAUGCUAAAAUUAGUAAAAUUGCACACAGAUUGAUAUGAUUGAUUGAUUGAUAUUUUGUUUUUAAAUGACGUUAGUAAAGAGAGCCAACUUGGAUAGUUCAACCACAUAUAUACAAAAUAUGUUAUACUCUCGCGGAAGAGGCAGAUAAGUGGAUCGGGGUAUGGCGAGCGAUGGAACGAUAAAUACAGGCGUGGAGCCAACGAGCUUGGAGUAUAUGGAAGAUCCGUACUUCGUACCACCAGAUGACGACUCCACGCCUAGCUUCGAUUUAGCCGUAGAUGAACUAGACGAUGCUGAAGAGUUGACCAGCUGGCCGCAUGACGAUCCCGAGACUGACUGGCGUGCUCUUCCUGACCUUGCAGAGUCCGCGCUCUGUAUUGAAACCGAAUUCUAUAUGGAUAAUCGCCGUCGCCGGUUACGUAUAUUUAGGAAAAAAAUGCGUGAAGUUCGCGUCACGUUUCAAGAUUUAUCGAAGCCGUAUCUUGCCAGAGUCUCCAGCCACACCAACUACAAGAAGUUUUUAGGUAUCACUCUUGGAGCUGAGGAAGCGAUGGCGGGUGCAGGCUCAGUGCCAGAAAGCCCAUUAGUGGACGAGUUGGCCGGCCUCACGCCCGAGCAGGCGGACCAGCUACGCGCCGAGUGGAGCCGCGAACUGGCUCGUGUUGAAGACGAAAUCGCUACGCUACGCACCGUGCUGCAGAGCAAGAUUCGUCAGAGUUCGGAAUUAAAACGAAAACUUGGCAUUACAGUGUGGAAAGAAAUUACCGAAGAUGUUAAUCAGGGUUUGAAAAACGUGAAAGAAAGCCAAGUCUAUCAAACUAUAGAAACACGCGUGGCAGAGUUUACAAAGGCUGUGACUGAAGCACCAAUAUACCAAAAAACUGAAUCUGUGAUAAAAUCGACGGCGGAGAAGACGACUUCGAUCUUGGGCGGCAUCACGGCGGGCGUGUCCAGCAAACUCGGCCAGAUGCGCAACUCCGAUUCAUUCCGUUCCAUCGAAGAACGAGUAGGCAGUGCAUACGAAAAUGUUAAGGGGAAAGUGGCCUCUAGAUCGAAUUCAACACAGAGCUUUGAUGAGGCAUUGCGCGAUGCAAGCCGCGCCGCCAGUGGCGCCACCUCUCCUACCAUUCCCGAGAACAAACCCUUGCCCUAAUGUGAUCGCGCUCUGUCAGCACUAACCACGCCGCUACUACUAGUUGUAAUAAAAGUUCCCGUUUCCAAUCGCCUACGAAGUAUUGAUAUGAACUCUUAAUACAGGUAUUGAAAAGGGUUGUUUCAGAAAUGUAUACGGCUCGCAACUAUUUUAUUUCGUUACAUUUUUAAAAUUGGGCAGCUCAAAUUUUUAUUUGUAUUACAGACUUUGAGUGCCCGAUAAUACGCACUAAGACUUAAGUCUAAGUUUUAAUUAAUGCACUUUAUUAUUGAGCGUGCAAUUUGCCUAAAAUAAGUAAAGUUAAUUAAAAAUAGAUUAUUAGAUGAGUUAAUUUAAUAUUUACAUGUUUAGCAAUUUCUUUCAUCCUUCAGAUUUUUUUCCCUUUAUUUGUAGGCAGGACAUGUUUUUUGGUAAUAUGAUUGAGAUUCUAAUUUGGAUACUACUGUUAUGAUGAGUAAGUAUAUUUAAAAAGACUUUGUUUCAUUCCUAAUAAGUAUAGCAAAGUAAAAGUAAACACGAAAAGAAAAUAUAGACAUACUAGCUUUAUUCGCGGCUUCACUCGCAUUGAUUCAAUAAUAUUUUUAUAAAAAAUAUCCUAUGGUCAUUCUAAUACUUCCAAGAACAUGUGAACAAAAUUUCAUGAUGAUCGGUUCAGUAGUUUUUGCGUGAAAACGUAACAAACAUCCCUACUUUCACAUUUAUAAUAUUAUAUUAUAUAUUAGUGGAUUGGUUUAUUAAAAAAUGCUUUGUGUAUAUACGAAUAUUUGUUAAACAUUUAGAACACUUACUACAUAUUUGUAACGACUGAAAAUAUACACAAAAUUAUUACAUACUUUCAACCCGGUUUUGUUCCGUACGGGUAGUAGAACAUUUAUUAUACAUCGUCAGGAUUUACUAAAUAUAUGGAUGGAAACUGUAUAAAAAUCGUGUUAGCUUUUGAAAUUCGCAAUCACGCGCAGUAUAGAUAUAUAAAUGAAACAACCCCUUUAUUUACUUAGGGACACCUCGUAACUUGCUUUUCAGUGGAAUACUAACGUGUUAUUUUUCUUUUUAUGUACUUAUUUCAUAAUAUGCACGACUUCAUAUUAUAAAAAAAAGGCAAAUGAAAAAAAAAUUGAUAGGAUUCUGUAUUAUCGUUUUAGUAAGUAACAGAUAAAAAAAGUUAUUGUUAAGUAUUGUAAUAUUUACAAUAAAGUUGUAUUAUAAAUUUUAUGGAAGCCUGGUGUCUUUCUUUGAUUUUGUAGUGCAAAAAUGACAAAAUGGAAGUCAAAAUAUAGCAAACCAUUGUUUAUUAAGUUCCUAUUCCCUUCUGCCUAAAAGAUGUCAUAAAAACGGGCAAAAAUGAUUAAACUACAAAAUGUUAUAGACAUAUUAUGUGACAUUUGUUUUAACAAAGACCUGAACAUUAUUUGUUUAAUGUUCAGGUCUUAAUUAUUGAAAAAGUAUACAAGACAUAAAUAUCUGUUACAAAGUUUACAGUAGAUCUUAAUAUUCUUUAAAUUUAGAAUAUAAUUUUGAACAAAGUAUUUAUCAUGACAAUUUCUUCAUAAUACUUGUAGAAUUCAACCCACUACCAGAAUUCGAACUUUAUGUUUAAUGCAAUGUUUAUUGUAGUAACUAUACGCUUUUUGUUGUCUGUAUUGGCAAAAUGUAUCUGCGGCGUGGUAAAUAUUUAUUAAAUAUUGAUACAUUUGAGACUGGUGUACAAAGGCUUUGUGUACUUUGAAGAUUGGUAACACGUAUCACGAUAUUAAAUUAUAUAAAUGUUGCAUUCCAAGAUGUUCUCCUUUUUCUACCCCACUCAUUCUUAGAGAGAAUGAUGUGAGAAACUUGCAAUUGUUUGUAAUGUAUUAAAUUCUAUACACAUGCAAUAGUAUUAAGAUAUAUAAUUACAGAAAUAAAAUGUCAAAUAAAGUAUCAUUAUUGUGUGUACUACACAAUAAUAUGCCGAGCCUAGCCUGUUAGAUCCAUAAAAAUAUGAUAUUUUUAUAAGAUGCUUAGCUUUCUUUUACUUAUAAAAAUAUUUUCACUAUUUACAUUAAUUACCACUGAAAACGGUAAAUAAAAAUUAUAUAUUAUAAA
Messenger RNA from Achroia grisella, 3549 nucleotides. RefSeq names its product tumor protein D54. NCBI's taxonomy places the organism in Eukaryota, Metazoa, Arthropoda, Insecta, Lepidoptera, Pyralidae. Gene Ontology annotation, cellular component: cytoplasm. The coding region runs from base 475 to 1467 and encodes 330 amino acids. The record is from RefSeq and is a predicted model, not a curated record. The transcript has 6 exons.